Eurytemora carolleeae is the source of this 2008-nucleotide messenger RNA. RefSeq lists its product as uncharacterized. Lineage: Eukaryota; Metazoa; Arthropoda; Copepoda; Calanoida; Temoridae. The record is from RefSeq and is a predicted model, not a curated record.
AUUGAUGAGAACAGAUUAUUUGAGGAAUUUAUUUCUCUUGUGGAUAAUCCGCUGAAUGCAUCGAAUCCAGAAACAGAAGAGGACACUAUAGGUGAUCCUUCAUAUAGCCACACACCUUCCCACCCUCGCAGGUCCUCCCUGCCAUCCCACCCUCGCGCUUCUCCCCUCCCCCACACAGUAACCUCUGAGGAGGCUCUUCCAGCAGAGAGACCAAGUUCUGAUCAAGAAAGACUGAAAACUACACAGAAGAAGAUUUUCUACUCUUCACUAGGUUCCGGUGGUGCUCCUGGUUUAAGUAGUUCAGGGCAGCGUAGAUCUAGUUUAUCUCCUACAGGAGGCUGGAGGUCGAGUUCACCCUCCUCGAGGAUCCUCGCAACCUCGCCUAAAUUGCUCGCGACCUCGCCCAAGGGAUUUGGAUCCUCUACGUCCUCCGGAGGAUUGAGCGUCUCUCCCCUCAGCCUCCAUUCUUUAUCCCCUCCAGAGAGACUGGCUGGUAGCUGGGUCCAGCAGGGUCGACCUCUACCUGCCAUGGAGAACAUAGGUCAACCUAUACCUGGCCUCGAGACCUUCCAAUCAGUAUCCUCCCUCCCUCAAGUACAUGGUGUUCCAGCCUCCAGUACUAGAACCUUCUCAAGUACAUAUACAGGGCAUACGGUACACAAACUUUACACUAAUCCGUGUACAAGUGCGCAGUACACUUUGCAACCCGUUCUAAAGCAGAAACCAAAACCCGAGACUGGAGUUUGGGAGACAGGAGUACAACAACGGAAUACAGAAAGAAGUCUGCUUAGAAAACAUCUUCAGAGCAAGGAAGGACCGAGCGCUGCUCAAUGCGAGAAAUGCGGGAGGACUUUGACAGCAAAGUGUAUUAUGGAAACAUGUAAUAGACCUGAGGAGGUCAUCUGUCAGAUUUGUGGUGUUGAACUCACGGUGAAGUGUAUUCUGGGUUCAUGCGGAGCUAAUUAGAUAGCUAUGUGUCACAUUGUUAGCUAUUUCUAUCGCAACGUUAGUUAUUCCUAUCACCGUGUUAGGAAGUAAUAUCAUUGUAUUAGCAAUUACUAUCAUGGUCAGCUAUCAACGAGUUAGUUAUUUCUAUCGCGUGUUAGAUAUUAUUGUUUCAGUGCUAGCUAUCAAUAUCACAAUUUUAGUGAUUUAAAGUUACUAAAGAGAUCCUGGUGCAUCUAGUAGAUUUUUAGAUAAAACUAAAACGGUUAAAAAGUUUGAAAAAAAUAGAACUUCUAUAUGAAGGUGUUAAAUUUAGAUUUAAAGAAAAAUCCUUCAUUGUUUCGUGAAGGGGUGGGUUAUUUUUACGUUUUUUUUUAUUUUUUCUUAAAAUUGUAAUGAAUAUUUUUGUUUUAGUCUAGUCAUUUUUCAAAGGUGGCCUUAAACAAAACAAAAACAUGGAUACAUUAUGAAACAUCAGAAACAUAAACAGUAAUUCUGAAACGCUAAAAAAAACAAUGAAAAAGCUUACUUUUUAUUUUUAACUUUUAACAUUCCAAUUUGCGAAAGAAAGAAAAAUGCUGGAUCAUUUUUACCAAUCCCCCGUGUGUUUUUACAUUUUUUAAAAUAUUAAAUUUUGCACUUUUCUUCAUAUAUAUAAUGUUUUCAGUACACUUUUUCAAGAAGUUAAUUGUUGCCAUUUUAAAAAUGAGAUGAUUUGAACUAUACUACAGUUAACAAUGUUUGUACAUUGUACACGUUUUUUUAUACAUUUGUCAUAUAUACGUUUUUGGCGGAUUUUAAACUUCUCGUAGAUUUUUUUAUUGAGAUUAUUAAGACUGAAAUCUAAGAUGAAUCUACGAAACUACGUUUUGUCGAAUCAUUUUUAUUUAAAUCUUUAAUUUAAUAGAACUGAAAACAGUCUUAAUGUGAAUUGAAUGAUAAUAUUUUAAGUUUAGUCGUCUCUUGAAGGACCGCUGAGAGAUAAGAUAACAUUAGGGUCGUUUUUAUUCUUAUUAACCUAUCUGAAGACGAAAUGUAUAAAAAGAAUAAAUUGUUGACCACA